Molecule: messenger RNA, 720 nt
Organism: Ilyonectria robusta
Lineage: Eukaryota; Fungi; Ascomycota; Sordariomycetes; Hypocreales; Nectriaceae
Exons: 3
Coding region: 1-720 (239 amino acids)
Source: RefSeq, a predicted model, not a curated record
AUGUUUCUAAAGAUGGCGGCGGCUGGGCUCGGGUGGCAGAAUCCGUUUAAUUGUCCAGAGCCGGCGCCAACUCUGUUGCAAGCGUUCGAUGGACUAGGUACCCUAGCCACAACGGCGGCAGGAAGCAUGAUGUCUUGCUUUGGGAGGCGAGGGUGCGUCGAGUGUUGCGGAGCCAUCAGCCAUCAUCAGCCACCGGCCAGUAAGCCGACAAACCACCAACAAGUCCAGCUCCGCUGCUGUAAGGAGUCGGGCACUUCAGACGAACCAGACGCCUCUGUCAACGCUUCCCCUCUCUGGAAGUUGAAGCGGACAACGCCUCGAUGGGAGGAUGGGAGGAUUGGGGGGCGACUCCACGACGAUCCACCGCCCUACAGACGACAACAAGCUGGAGAGCCGAGGGCGAAGGGCCAAGUAAGGCGGUCGACCGGCGGAUACGCAAGGGAGCCGACUGCUGCCGCGGGUCUUUCCAGAACCACUAUGGCGAGCAUUACUACUCAGCGGCGGCAUAAACACAGCACAGCACAGUACGGUGCCAGGCAAAGCUCAACUGCCGCACAACGCCGGGCGUCGGGCCCGCAAUGGCAACCAGCAGGGUCUGUCUGUUGCGGAAGCCGCCGUCAUCUCGUGGACAACGGGACAGCGCCAAACCAAGGGCCGGCGCCGUCGAGCGGGACCCAAAUCGGCUGGCUUUGUGGUGGAGGCGACCCCCGUGCCAGCUGA